Anoplopoma fimbria (sablefish) is the source of this 1949-nucleotide messenger RNA. It is a transcript of the gene tsnaxip1, whose product is annotated as translin-associated factor X interacting protein 1. The record is from RefSeq and is a predicted model, not a curated record. Gene Ontology annotation, cellular component: cytoplasm. NCBI's taxonomy places the organism in Eukaryota, Metazoa, Chordata, Actinopteri, Perciformes, Anoplopomatidae. The transcript has 11 exons. Bases 172 to 1512 code for a protein of 446 amino acids.
UACUAUGUCGGUCUGGCUGCGUGGUCCUUCCUCGUUACCAUGGAAACCCCGUGACAAUUGUUGUGAUCUGUGAUGCUGCAACCAGCCUUGAGCUAAACGGACCAAAUUCAGCCACAUCAGUUGGACAAUAGGUUGUUACGUUAUUAUUGAGCCUCCAUAAAGUCGCUAGACAUGUCCCCACAUAAAGAUGUUAAAUUUCCACCUUUAACACCGUCACAAAAACAAAGACUUACAUAUGACCAUAGACUACAAAAUGACACCGUCCAGACAUCAGUGGGAGGACGAGAAGGAGAAAGUGCUGGGUCUGUUUCUGUCCAACAUGCAGAGACAAAGUUCUGCUGGACAGGUAGCAGUUACAUUUAUGCAAGCCCAGGGCGAAAGCCUCAACUCCUGAUGCAGCUGGAGAGCUACAUGAACAAGGAGCUACAAACUAUCAGCUCCCGUGAGCCAAAAUAUCAGGAACUGAAACUACAGGUCUACCGUGAUGUCUUUGGUUGUUUCAUCAAAGAGUUCAAAACCUACCAACCGCUUCUUUCUGCCAUCAAAAAGGAAUAUGAAAACACUUUAGCAUAUCAGCAGGAUCAGAUCCGAGAACUGGAACCACUGCGUUCCCGUCUGAGGCUGGUGACAGAGGAAUGUGACAGGAAGAUUCAAGCUCGUUGGGCAGAGGAGCAGGCUGAGAUUGGAGCCUUGAAAAGGGAGAAGCAGCAACUGCAGAAGGACAUUGAGGCCAUGAGGGAGAAAGAAAAGGCCACCCAGGCAGUGGUGGACCAUCUGCAGUCUGAACUCUCCAACCAGUAUCUGCAGUACCGGGACGAGCGUGAUGCCCGCCAGUUGCUGAUCUGGCAGCUCAAUGAUCUAACGAGAGGCUCUGUGAAGGAGGAGCAUCCCGCAGAUGAAAACACAGAAGGGGCUAAGGACCUUGUGGAGCUGCAGCUCACUCUGAAGGUGUGUCGGAAAGACCUGACUAAAGCCCAGGAGGAGCUGAACAGGAUGAAGGCGGAGUACUGGGAUGUUGUGCCAAGACGCAACUGGGACACCCUGGAACAAACAAACAAACAGAACCUCCUACAGUUGAAGACGCUGCAGGGUGACUUCGACCAGUUGAAGAGUGAAUAUGACACCCUGCUGGAGCUCCACAAAACAGGCAGCAUGCAGACUGAGACGCAUGAACCCGUCACUGUGCAGAUGGAUGAGAGUUUGUCCCAAGGGCAAAGCCAGAUUCAGUCCGACCGCCCCAAAGACCCGAUCAACUCCGAUGCCCCUAAGAGCGGGACGCUCACCGUCCAGGAGUUUAGGACGGCCCUGAGAUCAGCCUUCCCUCUGAAGUCAGAUCAGGAAAUAGAUGAACUUGUGGCUUCGGCUCAAAGCAAACCAGACAACAGCAAUGACGCCAUCUCCUCUCAGAGACUCCACAGCCUGCUGGCAGAAUCCGGUGCGGGAGCCUUAUCCCAAGCUCUUGAAGAAUCAGAGGAAAAUGCUGCAUCAAAUCCCUUUCCAGCAAGCGACUGAUAUCAUUUUGUCGUAUUAAUUUUAGAGAUUGUUUGUGAAGGAGGUAGAACAACUUGCCGACUUAAGAACAAGUCAGAAAACCAUGGUGUAUGGAACCUUAAUUCUGGAAUCGAAGAUAAUGGAUUGUCCCCACAACACUUUUUUAACAGUUCCUGAUUCUUAGAUAAGUGCAAUUGAAUGUACAGUAAACUGCAUUAUCACUGUUUGCUAUUGCUGAUUUAAAAUAACAGAGUGCCAUUCACCUCCAUUGUAAUGGGAGCUAUAACAGAAGUCUCCCAAUCUGGAUUUGGUUGAGGAAACUUUUUGUGAUUUAAAUGACCCUGACCCUGUGAUGCUAUUAUAAACACAGGUGCCUUGUAGAGUGGGUUAAUAUCCUGCCGAAUGCAACUUAUCAAGAUAUAAAUGAAUCACUCUACAUUAAUAAUGGUCAGUGGGAU